Pongo pygmaeus (Bornean orangutan) is the source of this 2666-nucleotide messenger RNA. RefSeq names its product nucleolar protein 11 (gene NOL11). Gene Ontology annotation, biological process: maturation of SSU-rRNA. Gene Ontology annotation, molecular function: protein binding; RNA binding. The transcript is spliced from 18 exons. The coding region runs from base 164 to 2320 and encodes 718 amino acids. Lineage: Eukaryota; Metazoa; Chordata; Mammalia; Primates; Hominidae. The record is from RefSeq and is a predicted model, not a curated record. Gene Ontology annotation, cellular component: nucleus; nucleolus.
GAAUUCACAGUCGCGCUCGCUUCUUCCGCCCGCCAGAGGUCGCAGGCUGCGAGAGCAGGUUCCUGGUUUGGCAAGCACUCGCCCCCUCAGGCCCGUUCAUUCUCGCGAGAGAAAGCGCGAGGCCUGCCGGGAGUGAGCGCGGCCGUACUUAGGUUUGCUCAAAAUGGCAGCGCUGGAGGAAGAAUUCACGUUGUCUUCGGUAGUCCUGAGCGCCGGGCCUGAAGGACUCCUAGGCGUGGAGCAGAGCGACAAAACAGACCAGUUUCUAGUGACAGACAGCGGCAGGACAGUCAUCCUCUAUAAGGUUUCUGAUCAGAAACCCUUGGGGAGCUGGUCAGUGAAACAAGGUCAAAUUAUAACAUGUCCAGCUGUGUGCAACUUUCAAACUGGAGAGUAUGUUGUUGUACACGAUAAUAAGGUUUUAAGAAUAUGGAAUAAUGAAGAUGUAAACCUGGAUAAAGUAUUUAAAGCUACAUUGUCAGCAGAAGUAUAUAGGAUACUUUCAGUGCAAGGGACAGAACCCUUGGUGCUCUUCAAGGAAGGUGCUGUUCGUGGUUUAGAGGCCUUGCUUGCAGACCCCCAGCAGAAAAUUGAAACUGUUAUCUCUGAUGAAGAAGUGAUUAAAUGGACAAAGUUUUUCAUAGUAUUCAGGCAUCGUGUUUUAAUUUUUAUUACUGAAAAACAUGGAAAUUACUUUGCUUACGUGCAAAUGUUUAACUCACGUAUCUUAACCAAAUAUACACUCUUACUUGGACAAGACGAAAACUCUGUUGUAGAGAGUUUUACUGCAUCUGUAGAUCGGAAAUUCAUCUCUUUGAUGUCAUUAAGCUCUGAUGGUUGUAUAUAUGAAACCUUGAUACCAAUACGUCCAACUGACCCAGAAAAAAAUCAGAGCUUAGUUAGAUCACUGCUGCUCAAGGCUGUUGUAUCUGAUAACACUCAAAAUGGAGUUGCACUCACUGCCCUGGAUCAGGAUCACGUCGCAGUCCUAGGAAGUCCACUAGCAGCUUCUAAGGAAUGCCUCUCUGUAUGGAAUAUAAAAUUUCAAACACUGCAGACUUCAAAAGAGUUAUCACAAGGGACCAGUGGUCAAGUCUGGUAUUAUGGAGAACAUUUGUUUAUGCUACAUGGAAAAUCUCUAACUGUGAUUCCAUACAAGUGUGAAGUGUCAUCAUUAGCAGGUGCUCUUGGAAAACUCAAGCAUAGUCAAGAUCCAGGAACUCAUGUCGUGCCCCAUUUUGUAAACUGGGAGACCCCUCAAGGAUGUGGACUUGGGUUCCAGAACUCAGAGCAGUCAAGAAGAAUUUUAAGGAGACGAAAAACUGAAGUGAGUUUACAGCCAGAGGUUCCACCAUCCAAACAACUUUUGUCAACCAUAAUGAAAGAUUCAGAAAAACACAUUGAAGUAGAAGUACGGAAAUUUUUGGCUCUGAAGCAGACACCUGACUUUCAUACUGUCGUUGGGGACACAGUAACAGGACUUCUGGAAAGGUGUAAAGCAGAACCAUCAUUUUAUCCCCGGAACUGUCUGAUGCAGCUUAUCCAAACGCAUGUGCUUUCUUACAGUUUGUGCCCCGACUUAAUGGAGAUUGCCUUAAAAAAGAAAGAUGUACAGUUGUUACAACUCUGUCUACAGCAGUUCCCUGACAUUCCUGAAUCAGUCACCUGUGCUUGCUUAAAAAUUUUCUUGAGCAUUGGUGAUGACAGUCUUCAAGAAACAGAUGUCAGUAUGGAGUCAGUUUUUGACUAUAGUAAUUCUGUACAUGAUGAGAAAAUGGAAGAGCAAACUGAAAUUCUUCAAAAUGGCUUCAAUCCUGAAGAAGAUAAAUGCAAUAACUGUGAUCAAGAGUUAAAUAAAAAGCCCCAGGACGAAACAAAGGAGAGCACUUCAUGCCCUGUGGUACAAAAAAGAGCAGCUCUACUUAAUGCAAUUCUUCAUUCAGCAUUUAGCGAAACAUUUCUUCUGCCUCAUUUGAAAGACAUCCCAGCACAGCAUAUCACGCUGUUUCUUAAGUAUUUGUAUUUCCUGUACCUUAAGUGUAGCGAAAAUGCUACUAUGACUCUUCCUGGAAUACACCCACCUACCUUGAACCAGAUUAUGGAUUGGAUAUGUCUACUUCUGGAUGCAAAUUUUACUGUUGUAGUAAUGAUGCCAGAAGCAAAGAGGCUACUGAUAAAUCUUUACAAGCUUGUAAAAUCUCAGAUAACUGUUUAUUCCGAACUCAACAAGAUUGAAGUAAGUUUUCGGGAGCUACAGAAAUUAAAUCAAGAAAAGAAUAAUAGAGGAUUAUAUUCAAUUGAAGUGCUGGAGCUCUUCUGAUAUUAUCAAUUCUCCUUCAUAGACAUUUUAUAAAGCUCUUUUAUGUGAACUCUUGCUUCAUCCAGGCAAGAACGGUGUUUUGUUUGCGACCAUCUCGGUGUCAAGAGAAACGUGUCAGUGAGUACCUGGACCAUCACUUAACUGAUGCUCCGGGGUAGGGCUGCAGGUUUCACGUGAACCUAUUCUAGGUUGUGGACAUUGGUGCGGAGAGGUUCUGCAAUUUUUUAAAAAUACGUAACUGGGUUGAUUUUAAGUAAAAUUAUUUGUGUAUUGAUAAAAGUCUAAUUUCUUAUCACGUGUUUUGAGUUGUUUUUCUUUUAAUAAAAAAUGACCAUUGAAGCAGUGA